Messenger RNA from Acanthosepion pharaonis, 1842 nucleotides. The record is from the annotation of a GenBank genome assembly. NCBI's taxonomy places the organism in Eukaryota, Metazoa, Mollusca, Cephalopoda, Sepiida, Sepiidae.
AUGAAUACUUUUGCCAACCCACCUCCAUCGUUCAACUUUUUAUUCUCCUUCCACUUCCGUCUUUUAAUGCCAAACUAUUUUCCUCUUCUUCAUUUUACUAUCUUUCUUUCUUCAACUUUCCUUUUUCUCUUCAUCGCCUUUCUCUUAAUCGUUUCACUUUCUUCUUUCUAUACUUUCAUCCUAUCUCUCUCUAACUCGAAGACACCCCCACGCCGCCUUACAACGACAACCGCUGCCAUUGCUAAAAUAUCUGUUACUCCUGACUGCACCACUGCUACUAUUUACUUAACUUCCUCAGUAAUAAAUGCUGUCGAUUCGUUUCGACGUACAGUAUAUAACACUAUCUAUCUAUCUAUCUAUCUAUCUAUCUAUCUAUCUAUCUAUCUAUCUAUCUGUUAUGAUAUUAAUUUGGGGGAUUCUACUAUAUCUAUCUAUCUAUCUAUCUAUCUAUCUAUCUAUCUAUCUAUCUAUCUAUCUAUAAUGUUAUAUUAUUUGCGCCUGAGAGAACGUUCACUCUUUUCUCUCAUUCCUUCCCAGGAAAAAAUAAAUUCUUUGGAGUGGACAUUUUCUUCUUCUUCCAUUCCUUUUCAAUCUUGUUUUCGUUCUCUGUCCUUCUUUUCUUCAUUUUGUUUUUUUAUCUCUGUAUUUUCUCUCUCUCUGUCCUUCCUUCCUUCCUUCUUUUUUUUCUUUCUCUGUCCUUCUUUCCUUUUUCUUUUUUCUUUCCUUCCUUCUUUUGCUCUUUCUCUGUUCUUCCUUCCUUCCUUCCUUCCUUCCUUCCUUCCUUCCUUCCUUUUUCUCUCUCUCCAUCCAUCCUUCCUUCCUUUCUUCUCUUUUUUUCACUCUCUGUCUUUCCUUCCUUCUUUUUUUGCUUGUCCUUCUUUUUCUCUGUCCUUCUUUCUUUUUCCUUUCUCUGUCCUUCCUUCCUUCCUUUUUUCUCUCUCCAUCCUUUUCCUUCCUUCCUUUCUUCUUUUUUUCUCUCUCUGUCUUUCUUUCCUUCUUUUUUGCUCCCCUGUCCUUCUUUUUUUUCCCCUUCUUUCUUUCUUUUUCCUUUCUCUGUCCGUCCUUCUUUUUCCUUCCUUCUUUUGCUCUUCCUCUGUCCUUCCUUCCUUCCUUCCUUCCUUCCUUCCUCCAUCCCUUCCUUCCUUCCUUCCUUUUUUCUCUCUCCAUCCAUCCUUCCUUCCUUUCUUCUCUUUUUUUCACUCUCUGUCUUUCCUUCCUUCUUUUUUUGCUCCCCCUGUCCUUCUUUUUUUCCCUGUCCUUCUUUCUUUUUUCCUUUCUCUGUCCGUCCUUCUUUCCUUCCUUCUUUUGCUCUUUCUCUGUCCUUCCUUCCUUCCUUCCUUUUUCUCUCUCUCCAUCCUUCCUUCCUUCCUUUUCUUCUCUUUUUUUCUCUCUCUGUCUUUCCUUCCUUCUUUUUUUGCUCCCCCUGUCCUUCUUUUUUUUCUCUGUCCUUCUUUCUUUUUUCCUUUCUCUGUCCGUCCUUCUUUCCUUCCUUCUUUUGCUCUUUCUCUGUCCUUCCUUCCUUCCUUCCUUCCUUUUUCUCUCUCUCUCCAUCCAUCCUUCCUUCCUUUUUUCUCUUUUUUUUCACUCUCUGUCUUUCCUUCCUUCUUUUUUUUUGCUCCCCCUGUCCUUCUUUCUUUUUUCUCCCUCUAUCCUUCUUUUUUUCUUUCUUUGUCCUUCUUUCUUUUUUCUUUUUCUCUGUCCGUCCUUCACUUUUUUCUUUUUUCUCCCGCCGUCCUUCUCGUUUUUCUUUUCCUUCCCUUCUUCUGUUCUUCUUUCUUUUUUUUAUAUAAUGGAAUCCAAUCAUUGCUGAACAUGACAAUUUUUUGGGCUCCCCAGAAUUAA